CACCAUUUCAUUUUUCAAGAAAUUGACCAUCAGCGCAUGUUUUGAGUGUUUUGCCCUGUAAACAGCAUAUUCAUAGCGGGCUAUCAAGUAUCAAGUGUAUAGAACUGUUGUACUCUCUGAGCACAGCGAGCCGAGGACGAACUGCGUGGAUCAGCUGCUAAAUGGCCUUCGAUAAGAUCAAAGUCGUUAAUCCGAUCGUUGAGAUGGACGGUGAUGAAAUGACUCGUGUGAUCUGGAAAUCUAUAAAAGAAAAGGUGUACAAUGUGGCAAUUAAAUGUGCAACAAUCACUCCAGAUGAGGCCCGUGUUAAAGAAUUCAACCUGAAACAGAUGUGGAAGAGUCCAAACGGAACAAUCCGGAACAUCUUAAAUGGAACUGUAUUUAGAGAACCAAUCAUAUGUAAAAAUGUUCCCCGGCUUUCUAUCCGUGCUUUUGCGGAGGCUUCAAUGAACACGGCUUACCAGAAAAGAUGGCCACUGUAUCUUAGCACGAAAAAUACGAUUCUAAAGAAGUACGAUGGAAGAUUCAAGGAAAUUUUUCAAGAAGUGUAUGAAAGAGAAUGGAGGUCCAAGUUUGAGGCUGCUGGGAUAUGGUAUGAACAUCGUCUUAUUGAUGAUAUGGUUGCUUAUGCCCUAAAGAGUGAAGGAGGUUAUGUGUGGGCUUGCAAAAAUUAUGAUGGAGAUGUUCAAAGUGAUUUUUUAGCCCAAGGAUUCGGGUCUUUGGGUCUGAUGACAUCAGUACUAGCCGAGGCAGCACAUGGCACGGUAACACGUCAUUACCGUGUUCAUCAAAAAGGUGGCGAGACGAGCACUAACAGCAUAGCCUCAAUCUUUGCCUGGUCACGGGGGCUUGCACAUAGAGCAAAGUUAGACAACAAUUCAAGACUCCUGGAUUUUACGGAGAAGCUAGAAACUGCCUGCAUUGAAACUGUUGAGUCUGGAAAGAUGACUAAGGAUCUUGCUAUUCUUGUUCAUGGACCCAAGGUGACCAGAAAUCGGUAUCUAAAUACCGAAGAGUUCAUUGAUGCCAUUGCUGAAGAACUGAGAAAUAGACUGCCAAAACAGGCGAAACUAUAA
Molecule: messenger RNA, 1076 nt
Organism: Striga asiatica
Lineage: Eukaryota; Viridiplantae; Streptophyta; Magnoliopsida; Lamiales; Orobanchaceae
Source: the annotation of a GenBank genome assembly